ACUACUGCUUUGUGGCCUUGAUUAAACUCAUCCUUCGGUUGGAGACAGUUGUGUCUUGCCUGUGUCCUUGUAAACACCGGACAGUGUACCGAGAGGGGAGAAUGUCGUCAGCGAUGGGUUUGUUAAUCAGGGGAGCGUCACAAGUCGUCCAGGUGUCCAACAAAAAGGAAAAGGUCAAAUUGAAAGGAAAUAUGGCCGAUCUGGCCAUUCUUCACGCAUCUGCAACUGAAGGCGUCUCUAUAGCGGUUGACAAAAAUGGGCUGGUUGCAGCAGUUGGAAUGGAUUCAGAAGUCGCUAGGCAAUUUCCAGGUACUAAAUGGGAUACUAUCAUUGACGCGAAGGGACAGUCGGUCGUUCCAGGCCUCGUUGACGGCCACACCCACCCAGUAUGGGCGGGAGACCGAGUUCACGAGUUUUCUAUGAAGUUGGCAGGGGCCACCUACAUGGAGGUUCACCAAGCUGGAGGAGGAAUUAAUUUCACCGUCACGAAGACCAGAGAGGCCUCCGAGGAAGAACUGCUCGAACUCCUGGUUCCCCGGCUCAAGAGGAUGGUCUCUUCAGGCACGACCCUGGUCGAAUGUAAGAGCGGAUACGGUCUCGACGUAGAGACAGAACUGAAGAUGCUCCGUGUCCUGGAAAAGGCUCGCUCUUUUGUGCCCAUCACUGUAUCCUCCACUUUUUGUGGCGCUCACUCCGUCCCUAGGGGCCUGACUGCUGAAGAAGCUACACGUUGUGUUGUGGAGGAACAACUACCCGCCCUGAAAAGGGCCAGAGAGUCUGGAGAGCUUCAAGUUGACAGUAUCGACGUCUUCUGCGAGCACAACGUCUUCGACGUGAACCAGACCAGAAGGAUACUGGAAGCUGGCAGAAAAGAUGGGCUCCUUUUGAACUUCCAUGCAGAGGAACUGCAUCCACUGAAGAGUGCUGAGAUGGGGGCAUCUUUAGGGGCCGAAGCUAUGAGUCACCUGGAAGAAAUAUCCGAAGAGGGAAUAGCAGCAAUGGCUAAGGCAGGAUCUGUUGGUGUCCUCCUGCCGACGACGGCGUACAUUCUGCGCCUCACGCCCCCUCCCGCCCGUGCCAUGAUAGAGGCUGGAGUGCCCGUUGCCCUUGGCACUGACUUCAAUCCUAAUGCUUUCUGUUUAUCAAUGCCAUUGGUAAUGCAUCUGGCGUGUGUCACCAUGAAGAUGUCACUGAACGAGGCUUUGACAGCGUCUACCCUUCACGCUGCCCACUCCCUCAGGAAAGCUCAUAUGCACGGGUCCAUAGAACCUGGCAAAGUAGCUGACUUGGUCAUUGUUGAUGCGCCAAGAUGGGAGCACUUAGUGUAUCAGUUUGGUGGAACGGACCACGUGAUAUCUUGCGUCAUCAAAAACGGAAAAUUGUCCCACAGUAGAAAGUGAUAUUUUAUAAUGAUAAAAAAUGUGGAACAAGGAUGUGUGAAAUCAAAAUUAAAAAUAAUUUUUAAAAAUUAAUUUUAAAAACUUUCAAUGUCAAUAAUAUAGCUAAUUUGUCCUUUAAAACUUGCUUAUUAGUAAUGAAUUAAAUAUGAAUCAAAUAAAUGAUAAAAAUUC
Molecule: messenger RNA, 1571 nt
Organism: Macrobrachium nipponense
Lineage: Eukaryota; Metazoa; Arthropoda; Malacostraca; Decapoda; Palaemonidae
Product: probable imidazolonepropionase
Exons: 10
Coding region: 102-1400 (432 amino acids)
Cellular component (GO): cytoplasm
Molecular function (GO): imidazolonepropionase activity
Source: RefSeq, a predicted model, not a curated record